Canis lupus familiaris (dog) is the source of this 673-nucleotide messenger RNA. It is a transcript of the gene CNFN, whose product is annotated as cornifelin. Bases 199 to 573 code for a protein of 124 amino acids. Lineage: Eukaryota; Metazoa; Chordata; Mammalia; Carnivora; Canidae. The transcript has 5 exons. The record is from RefSeq and is a predicted model, not a curated record. Gene Ontology annotation, cellular component: cornified envelope.
UCAGUGCCUGGCUCACCCACACCUGCCUGUAUCAUCGCCAUCGCCGUCCUGCAGUGCCCUUCCCCCUGAGAACCCAGCCCCCAGUGCCCCUGCUCCUUGCCCACCCCUCCCCAGUAUCCAGCAUCCCUUGGACAGACCCGCCACUGUCACCGCCGCCACCUCUGCCGUCCCCAACGCCACAUCCUCAGGGCCAGCAAGAUGCAGUUUGAGAUGCACGACAACGUGAAAGGCAAAGCCAUGUCCUACCCAGUGACCAGUCAGCCCCAGUGCGCCAGCAGCUGCUACCAGACCCAGCUCAGUGACUGGCACACGGGCCUCACCGACUGCUGCAAUGACAUGCCCGUCUGUCUGUGCGGCACCUUCGCGCCCCUGUGCCUGGCCUGCCGCAUCUCCGACGACUUCGGGGAGUGCUGCUGCGCGCCCUACCUGCCCGGAGGCCUGCACUCCCUGCGCACCGGCAUGCGGGAGCGCUAUCACAUCCAGGGCUCCGUGGGGCACGACUGGGCGGCCCUCACCUUUUGUUUGCCCUGCGCCCUCUGUCAGAUGGCGCGGGAAUUGAAGAUCCGAGAGUGAGGAGGCUCCCCCGGCCUCCUCUGCCCCCUCCUGGGAGGGCCUGCCCGCACGCCCUAUCCCGCUACCAGAAAUACACCCACAAUAAAAACCUGAAAACCAA